Messenger RNA from Lacerta agilis (Sand lizard), 719 nucleotides. Its product is annotated as 6-pyruvoyl tetrahydrobiopterin synthase-like. Bases 123 to 719 code for a protein of 198 amino acids. Lineage: Eukaryota; Metazoa; Chordata; Lepidosauria; Squamata; Lacertidae. Gene Ontology annotation, cellular component: mitochondrion. The transcript is spliced from 6 exons. The record is from RefSeq and is a predicted model, not a curated record.
AAACCUCAGCAUGCCAAGCAUGUGCUCCAUGUUCCUUCUGGGUCAAUUGAUUGGUUCUUCUAUCCAUCCCAUGAUCUCAGCUUCUGAAAAUGUAGCGUAUAAAGUUCUUCUGUGACUUGAUCAUGUGGUGGGCAGCUGGUCUUUAUCUAGGAUUGGCUCCUCUGCUGCUGUCAUUAGCAGAGCCUCUCACUCUUCCUGCCCUCCAACGGAAGAUCAGCUCAACUCCAGCAAUGCAGAACUCGGGAUCUCAGAGAACGAUCCUAACAACCUCUCCUCCAAGGACAGUGACCUUCUCCAGGAUAACUACAUUUAGUGCUUCCCAUAGGCUGGCCUGCAAGCUGCUGAGCGACACAGAGAAUAUGAAGCUGUUUGGGCCGUGCAGUCAGAUGCAUGGACACAACUAUAAAGUUGUGGUAACUGUCCAUGGAGAAAUUGAUCCCACUUCUGGGAUGGUGGUAAAUCUGGAGGAUUUGAAAGCAUCCAUGAAGGAAGCCAUCACAAAGCCCCUUGACAAAAAGGAUCUUGACCGAGAUGUCUCCUACUUUACCAACAUUGUAAGCACAACUGAGAAUCUCGCUGUAUUCAUCUGGGAGAACCUCCAAAAGCACUUGUCUGCAACAGUUCUUCAUAAAAUAAAACUCUACAAUACAGAUGAGAGCAGUGUUGUCUAUAGGGGAGAAAUACCAGCUCCACUGACUGUCGUGAAUGCCUGGGAUUAG